AUGAGCUCGUGGGACGUUUCCAUGUCGAACCAUGCGGGUCUCGUGUUCAACCCCAUUCGCACCGUUUCGGACAACGCGAAACCGUCGCCGUCCCCGAAGCCGAUCAUUAAGCUCUCCGUCGGUGACCCGACGCUGGACAAGAACCUUCUCACGUCGGCAGCCCAAAUCAAGAAGCUGAAGGAAGCGAUCGACUCACAGGAGUGCAACGGCUACUUCCCGACGGUGGGCUCCCCAGAAGCCCGCGAAGCUGUCGCGACAUGGUGGCGCAACUCGUUUGUCCACAAGGAAGAACUGAAGAGCACGAUCGUGAAGGAUAACGUGGUGCUCUGCUCUGGCGGAUCGCAUGGCAUUCUGAUGGCCAUCACGGCGAUCUGUGACGCGGGUGACUACGCCCUGGUGCCCCAGCCGGGCUUCCCCCACUACGAGACGGUGUGCAAGGCGUACGGCAUCGGCAUGCACUUUUACAAUUGUCGGCCGGAGAACGACUGGGAGGCCGACCUUGACGAGAUCCGGAGGCUGAAGGACGAUAAGACGAAGCUGCUCAUUGUAACGAACCCGUCCAACCCGUGCGGCAGCAACUUCAGCCGCAAACACGUCGAGGAUAUUGUGCGGCUUGCCGAGGAACUGCGUCUGCCCCUCUUUUCGGAUGAGAUCUACGCUGGCAUGGUCUUCAAGGGCAAGGAUCCCAACGCGACCUUCACGUCCGUGGCUGACUUUGAGACCACGGUGCCGCGCGUGAUUUUGGGUGGCACUGCG
Trypanosoma cruzi is the source of this 756-nucleotide messenger RNA. RefSeq names its product tyrosine aminotransferase, putative. The annotation marks the transcript as partial. Gene Ontology annotation, molecular function: transaminase activity; pyridoxal phosphate binding. The record is from RefSeq and is a predicted model, not a curated record. Gene Ontology annotation, biological process: biosynthetic process; amino acid metabolic process. NCBI's taxonomy places the organism in Eukaryota, Euglenozoa, Kinetoplastea, Trypanosomatida, Trypanosomatidae. The transcript has a single exon.